Molecule: messenger RNA, 2824 nt
Organism: Hippoglossus stenolepis (Pacific halibut)
Lineage: Eukaryota; Metazoa; Chordata; Actinopteri; Pleuronectiformes; Pleuronectidae
Gene: c20h1orf198
Product: chromosome 20 C1orf198 homolog
Exons: 6
Coding region: 37-1083 (348 amino acids)
Source: RefSeq, a predicted model, not a curated record
UCUCCUCACAACAUCAACAGCUGGGAGCAGCCAAAGAUGGCGACCGUAGCGGGGCUCGAGGGCCACAGGACGGAGGAGAAGAAGUUCGAGUACUUCUCCUCCAUCAACUCCAUGGCGAGGAAGAUCAUGCAGGAGCGGGAGAAGAUCAAGGCCCAGCACGGCCCCACCUGGGAGAAGAUGUCGCCGCAGGAGCAGGACUGCGCCAUCGACAACUGCAUGAUGGACCCGCACAUCCGAGCCCGGUACGCGAUGCACCGGGUGGAGCGCGACGAGGUGGCCUGCUACCCCAAGCUGCUGCUGCACACCGGGCAGAAGAUGGUGCACUUCGGGGAGGAGGACAUCACCUGGCAGGAUGAACAUUCAGCUCCCUUCUCAUGGGAAACAAAGAGUCAGCUGGAGUUCACCCUGACACCGGGCUCUGCAGACCAGGGAGUCUCGGCCUCGCAGGCGGAAUCCAAGUCCGCCAAGGCUCCUCAUUCCAACCAGCUGGGACCCAAGGUGACUGUCAGCGAGGGACGGAGGCCAGAGGAGGAGUCGUCUUUCUGGAAGAUCAGCGCCGAGAGGUCCAGGCUGGAGGGCGAGCAGGCGGACUUCCAGUCCCUGACCCCCAGUCAGAUCAAGUCCAUCGAGAAAGGAGAGAAGCCCCUCCCCUCCUACCUCCGACAGGAAACCUCUGUCCCCCCCAAGGAGCCUGAGGCAGCAGAGCCCCACCCUCCAGCUCCAACCAGACCCGCAAAGCAGAAAGCGCCCAAGCCUCCCGCUCCCCAGCCCGCGGCCCCCGUCACCGUUAGUGCCCCGCCGGCGUCCAUCUCCAUCUCGUCGAACCCCGCCCCGCCGGUCAGUGUGUCCUCGACAGUGGCGGGGUGGGAGCGGUCCCAGAGCACCCUGCCGUCGGUCAGCAACACCCUGGAUGAGAUGAUCUCCUCCAACCUCAUAUCGAAGCCCGCCAACAUCCCCACCCGCGUGGAGAGGGAGCGAGAGGUGGAAGCUCCACCCAACGGAGACUCCAGCCCCACAUUUUGUCAGUUCAACACAAGCAACAACAUCCUGAAGACCGGGUUCGACUUCCUAGACAACUGGUAAACCACAGCCGAGGACAUCCACCGCUCUGAAUGAAUCAUCGUCAUCGUCACUCUGAAGAAAGGACCACACUGCCAUGACUACAGACAUCCACAUCUAGAUUUAAAACACACCAGUCUUUACAGUCCACCACAUUAUGUUCUAGUAAUCAUCUCCAGUGGCUUGUUAAGACAUUAUCUCACUGCCUGUGCUCCGGGGUUUUUCCCCUUCCACUAGAAGAGCUCCCUCUCCGCUCUGACUAGGUUUGCAUCUUCUGCCCGAAACACCUUCUGUCCACGGAAUGUAGAGUUAGCAGGGAUUGAACCUCACGGGAUGUGGACGCUGUUCGUCACUGUGCAUUCACACUGCGAUCGACUCGGGUGAAGGUGGAUUGAAUUUUGAUCAAAUCACUUCCCAGAUGUUGAAAAUCUAGUGCAGAAGUUUUCCUUCAAGUCGCGAGUCAACAUGUAUUUAUUCAGUUUGUUUGAAACAACCACCGUUUACUGAAGUGCUGAAGCGGUUUCAAACGAAAAAUGAAAGAAUAUAAUAAAUGGAUGGAUUCAAUCCGACUUUUAAAGUUUAAAUACCAGAGUUUUCUAUUAAAUUGUCUAGUUUCAUAACUGGGUUUUAUAUGAGACGUUUGAAGUGGAAAAUGGCUUCUAUGCUGCUGAUUCAACUUUUCUCUGCUUUUCAUAUGGAGCAAGGUUUAAUUAACUUGUCCAGCUUGUGAGCCACAAUUAUAAAGAACUAAAAAUAGCAGGAAACCCUCUAACGUCACUAACCAGCAUAACCAGCAACGGCUGCUACUGCUCCCCGCCCACUAAAUGGUGUGUCGUCUUUGCUGUACUGUAAUCUUUCAACUAUAACUUUUAGAAAAGGGAAACUUAAAGCGCCACUAACCCAUUUUACACUUGCUGUUAAUGUGCGUGACUCUUAACUGAUGAAUAGUGUUGCUCGCCGUGUGGAUGCACAGUGAUGUCGUUACCCAGCCGCCGCCUUCUCCUCUCGCAACUUACAGACGCUAAUCCAGGAAGGGAGAUCAAUUUUGUACCACGGGCAUGGAAACGUUGGUGUGUCUGUGCAAACUCUUUAGAUUGUUUUUGUUGUGCAGAUGUGCACUCUUUUGCUCUCUGAUGUGCUUUUAUUUAUAUCUAUAUAUAUAUUCCUAUAAACCUUUUAGAGCUCUAGAGUUUAGUCGUGCUCGGUGCUGCAGUCACAGGAUUCCUGGAAUAGUGUGCACGCUUGGGAGAGGUUGUUGGGAUGGAGAAAAUCCUUGAAUCUUCACCGUCCCAUAGCAGAAAUACUGUGGAAGGAAUUUCCAUUUUCACACAUUUGAUGGAAACCAGGCGGCUGCUCUCUUUGGCAUUAAGCAAAAAUAGAACCAGGAGGGAAGAGCAGCCACGGAAGUGCUCGAACUUUUGUCGUGGAAAACACACGGGACUGUGUGUCCUGGCUGCCAUGGGAACCUGUUCCAAAUGUCCUGUGUGGAGUCGUCUCCUUGACAACGCUUCCUCACCACCUCACCCCGCCCGGCUUUCACCCCUGACCUCAAUCGAGUAUGAAGAUCGCACGCGCUCAGACGCGUGUGUUUAGGCCAACGGGCAGGCUUGUAGUGAUUUGUGACAGUUUUCACAACUAGAGUACUAUUUUAAUGAAUUUUAUAUUUAUCCGCUGAUUGUAUCUUCUGCUACACAUGUAUAUUGCACUCAUGCAUUUUGAAGUCACAGUCUCAGAGAGAAGUUAAUAAACGAAAUUGUCAAACUUG